AUGAGAGUGUCUGAGAGAGAGUACGAGAGAGAGUACGAGAGCGAGUAUGAGAGAGUGUACGAGAGAGAGUAUGAGAGAGAGUACGAGAGCGAGUACGAGAGAGAGUACGAGAGAGAGUACGAGAGAGAGUACGAGAGAGAGUACGAGAGAGAGUACGAGAGAGAGUACGAGAGAGAGUACGAGAGAGAGUACGAGAGAGAAGAGUACGAGAGAGAGUACGAGAGCGAGUAUGAGAGAGUGUACGAGAGAGAGUAUGAGAGAGAGUACGAGAGCAAGUACGAGAGCGAGUACGAGAGAGAGUACGAGAGAGAGUACGAGAGAGAGUACGAGAGAGAGUACGAGAGAGAGUACGAGAGAGUAUGA
Knipowitschia caucasica is the source of this 363-nucleotide messenger RNA. Lineage: Eukaryota; Metazoa; Chordata; Actinopteri; Gobiiformes; Gobiidae. The record is from the annotation of a GenBank genome assembly.